Messenger RNA from Bufo gargarizans (Asiatic toad), 6354 nucleotides. It is a transcript of the gene NEK5, whose product is annotated as NIMA related kinase 5. The transcript has 24 exons. Lineage: Eukaryota; Metazoa; Chordata; Amphibia; Anura; Bufonidae. Gene Ontology annotation, biological process: protein phosphorylation. The record is from RefSeq and is a predicted model, not a curated record. Bases 325 to 2676 code for a protein of 783 amino acids. Gene Ontology annotation, molecular function: ATP binding; protein kinase activity.
AAGUCUCUUAGACAGCUGCAGCAGGUGUCGCUAUAUAGACAUUAAGGCUUUCACAAGACUGGUAAACCCCAUCGGGGAGAACACGGCUUCCUGGGUGUAGCUCCCCUUAGGUCAGGCUGACGUUAUUCUGUCUGGACUUGUUCUCCAUUUCUUCAGGAGCUGAACAGAAAGAAGACGGAGAGCAAAGACUGGGAGAAGCAGAUGGCCGCACGUGCUCAGUUUCAUCCUUCAACUGCCUCCUGAGCUGUGAUAGGAAGAGAGCUGCAGAAGAAAGGACACACCUGGCCUCAGUCAUAUACCUGUGGUCCAGUGUGACAGUAAAACAUGAAUAACUUUGAAAUAAUUCGGAUGAUCGGGGAAGGAGCAUUUGGAAAGGCUUUUCUGGCUAAAGGAAAAAAUGACAACAUCCCAUGUGUGAUCAAAGAAGUGAAUCUCUCCAAGAUGGCCAGGAAGGAGAAAGAGGCGUCCCACAAGGAGGUUACCCUCCUGGCUAAGAUGAAUCACCCAAAUAUUGUAAAAUUUUUCGCAUCAGUAGAAGAGAAUAAUAAUCUGUACAUUGUGAUGGAGUACUGUGAUGGAGGAGACCUGAUGAAGAGGAUUGACCAGCAGAGGGGUGUUCUGUUUAAUGAAGACCAGAUCCUUAACUGGUUUGUGCAGAUUUCUCUGGGUCUGAAACACAUCCAUGACCGCAAAGUCCUCCAUCGUGACAUUAAAGCACAGAACAUCUUUCUGGCUAAUAAUGGAACAUUGCCCAAGCUGGGAGACUUUGGUAUAGCAAGGAUGCUGAACAACACAAUGGAGCUGGCACGGACAUGUGUAGGGACUCCAUACUAUCUCUCUCCAGAAAUCUGCGAAAACCGCCCCUAUAACAACAAAACGGAUAUCUGGUCUCUCGGAUGUGUGCUGUAUGAACUUUGUACCCUCAAACAUCCAUUUGAAGAGAACAACCUAAAGCAACUGGUGUUGAGAAUCUGCCGGGGUCGUUAUGAGCCGCUCUCUCCAAAAUAUUCAUAUGAUCUGAGGGCAUUAAUCUCUCAACUCUUUAAAAUAUCUCCACGAGACAGGCCAUCUAUCACCUCCAUAUUAAAGAAGCCUUUUCUAGAAAGGCGCAUACCCCAUUUCUUGAGUCCAAAGUUGAUGGAAGAUGAGUUCAGCCAUACUGUGCUACACCGGAAGAAGCCUUCACCAACUAAACAUGUGCAGGGGCCAGUAACACCUAAACAACCACCAGCUGCAAGACAUGAAAAGAACAGAAUUCAGGAAUUUCAUCCUCCAAGAAAUAAAGUAGUGAAUCCACCGUGGCGUGCAGAAUAUCCUCGCAGAAAUGAAUGGAAGCCCCCUCCACAUCUUCAACACCAAAAUCAUGGCAAGAACUGGGAUCACUGGGUGGAAGAGAAGCAAUCACCUGGAAGGAUACAUGGACAUUAUGAACAUUAUUAUGCCAGACUUAACAACAUACAGCAAAGACCCUAUGAGUAUCAAGGCAACUAUGGACCACAUGGAAACCAAAGAGCCGAUUCCCCGCAACAGUGGAAUGACUAUCUACAGAGGAAACAGGAGGCAGAACGGAUUAAGAUAAAGGUUGAAAAACAAAUGGGGCUCCGUCCUUCCUCUGCCGAUCAUUAUGGUAAACAUAUUCCAGUUUCAAGAGUGGACGUGCGGGUUGACUAUCCAGUCAGACAUGCUAGAGACCAGGAGGAACAUCUCAGACAACUUGAAGUCAUCCGCCAGCAAUAUCACAAUGAAGUUAGAGAAAUAAAAUUGAAAGCCGGUGCACACCAGGAAUCUCCUAAAGUAACAGAUGGGACAUAUCUUGUAAAACCAGGAAACAAGGGAAGACCAUCUCCUACAGACCGGCCAGAUGGCGAAAAGUCAACUGAGGAGAUCCAACUAAAUUUCAGUGAUAUCAUCAUGCAAAACCGGAAAGAGAGAAAAGCAUUGGAAGAAAAGUAUAAAGUAAAGGGUGGAAUAAGAUUUGAAAUUAAUGACAUCACUGAAGAGAUUCAGAUAGACGGUCCCACCACAGACCACCAAAACAGACAAAAUGAAGAGGAAAAUGAUCCUCUCAACGACACGUUAACCUUUGAUCAUGGAGAAUUAGAGGGCGCCAACUGGCACAAGAUCUAUCUGGAUCAAGAUCACAGAAAUCUAGACCAUAUGUCAGUGAAUUACCGGAAACACUGGACCUCCAAAGAGCCUCACACACUUUUUGAGAAUCUAAGAGCUCUUGGCAGCACACCAGGGUAUGAUACCAUGGGUGACACCGUGUGGGAUGGGGAAGUCUGUCCCCCGGCCUUGGCAGAAGAUGAUGAUCCAUCAGGAAACAGGAGACUUUGGAGACAUGAGACACCUCAAACCUUGAUGAGAGCUUUGGAAGGAGCAGAUAUGGAAGACUCCAUUGUGGCUAAAGAAUUCCAAGGUGGAACGCUGAAUCAAUGGCCUCCAGCCACUAAGGAAGACAUGGCAUCUGAUGAUUUGGAUGAAGACCGUUUUGAGCCACGAUCUGAUGAUGAAGACACCACCUUUGAGGACUCUGAAGAUGACCUAGAAGUCAUAGAGAUGAUGGAAAAGGUUCUAACAGCCAGAGAUGAUAAAGAUGACGUUGGAGUGGAUGAAGUUAGAAAGGAGACCUGUAGCGACAAAACUUCUGUGGAAAGGACCAGUCAAAAUGUAUAAAGACGAGAUAACAAAAGAGACAGCCAUGGUGUCCAGUCAACAAUGGAAAAAGCAGAAGUUAAUGAGAAACCUCAGGACUCCUCUCUGACCAUGGAGAAUAAUCAGGGUCCAGUCAGGGUCCAGUCAGGGUCCAAUCUGAACUCUACUCAUAAGAUUCCCGAUACAUCAAAUCCUGUCUGAAAGGCCUCUUUUGCACACAAACGUUAUGCAUUCGUUCCGUGCAUUGGGGACCGCAAUUCGCGGUCCCCAAUGCACGGGCAACGUCCGCGCGGUGGCCGGGACGAAUAGAGACCGUGAUCCGUCCCCACCGGAAAAAAAUAGAACAAGAGAGAAACACCAUGGAAGCACUCCAUAGUGCGUGGGGUUCCGAUCCAUGCUUCCGUUCCGCAUCUCCGUGAUUGCGGGCCCAUUCUAGUGAAAUACGGCCACGGGCACACAACGUUCGUGUGCAAGAGGCCUAAGGGGGCUGGACAGUCUCCUAUUGGUUCUGUAGAAUAGAUACGGAAAUGGGCUUUCCUGUGCCUCUAGAGUCAAACAUCAUCCGCGGAUAAGAAACAUAGCCGAUAAGGAGGAGAAAAUUCACCUCUGAACAUUCUUUUACAAAUUAUAUAUAGAAUCAGAAAUAAUUGAGUAACUUGAGUUCAGGGACUAUAGGAGUACAAUAGAGGGCUCCAUGCACCCCUUUGCCAGCCUUUUUUAGACUCCACAAAUAAUACAGCCAUAAUACAACUGGGUAUAUGAGCCCUUAAAAGAUGACCAUACACAUUAGAGCAAUGGGCCAAUUCACGUGUCCAAUUUUCCUCAUGGACCGUCAGUCCGUACAGAGGAGAUUGCAGCAGACUUUGCUUUGGUCCGAUUUUCUCUGAAGACCUGUCCAUUCAAGUGAACGGGUCCAUGAGAAAAUGACCUAGUAUAUGGACACAUCUGUGAGUGGAUGUAUUCAAACAUUCUCUGUUUUUAGAGGCUGGAGCAUGGAUGAGUUUUAGAUGACGUAUCUUAAUAUAGUUGGCCAACAGUUAUCUCUACCAGCUACCCCAAUACACAUGCAUGUUCGGUUCAGCCAAAUGUGUAUGUGUAUUCAGUAGGGAGAGAUGAAAAAGCCACUGCCAAAUGCUUCUGACAGCGGCGCAUCUCCUGGGAGAACAUCAGGACACAUAUUCACUUCACCUGAUCUUUCUCUCCAUCAUCAUCAUCAUCAUCUACUGGGGGAGAAUCGGGAGAUCCCCGUACAUAUUAAACUGCCUUUCUCGCCGAGUUCAGCUCAUAAUGCACUAUUGUGUAUGGGGGCCUAUAGGCUAAUUUCAGACAUCCGUGCGGCAGCAACAACACCCGGACCCCCGGUGGUUCUGCUGAACUCAGGCUCUGUUCACACUACCAUUGUAGAUUCACAAAGCUCUGCCAAAUCCAUUGUUCAGCAGAUACCAUCUGUAUCUGACUGGCCAUUUGUACUUAUAUUUGGAUGCAUCAGGUCCAUGUAGCAGGACCAUUCCCCAAAGUCAGAUGAACUGGAAAGGAUCGUCCAUGUUGGAUUUCAACAGGUGUCUGUCUCUAGUAUCAACCAGCAGAAUUGCGAAUUCAGCUCUGCAGUAUAUAACACAGGCCAUAACUCAGGAUCAGUACAAGAUGCAAAGUUACUUACCUUUUUUAUAUGUAAACUAUAAAAUGGUGUUCAACAGUGGACAAAUGCUAAGGUACAGUAUAACUUCCGCAUAUGUGAUAUUUGCUAUAUUACUCUCAACCAUCUAUUGCCAUGCCACCUAUUUUUUGUUUGCACAUCAGCAAUGGACUUGAGGAAAACAAAAAUAUAAUGAUGGAUGCCUUUUUGGUUUGGAAGCUACAUGGUCAAACCUCAGGCCUUGGCUGCCUGGUCAUCUGAGGCUUCUGUAUUUUAUGUAGAUGGGGUCAGUGAACAUACCGCUGCCUUCAUUGUAUAAUGUAUAGUGUCUAUGGGAAAACUGUAAACCUCUUUCUAUUAUAUAAUCACGCUAAUACCAUUAGCGGUUCACAAAAGAAGGUUAUUGGUGUAAAAAAAAGCACAUAUUUACUACAUGUAACUUCACCUGCAGAAUUCCUUAAAGGUUCCUGGGGGGUGCACACAUGCACUGUUAUCACUGAUCAUUAAAGGAGUUGUCUCAGCAGAGACAUUGGCAUAGUAUUAGGCAUGGUUGGCCCACUGUCAAUCAAGUGGCUGACUGAUGUGGAUUGGACUAUGAGAUCUCUCGUCUCAGGUCUGUGUAGAGAUGGAAACUCCUGGUUUUUAUCUUAUAUGUGCUAUUCUGUGCUAAUAUAAUCUCAAUGUUCAAAAUAAUGUAAUGUUAAUGUGUCUUUACAAUACCUGACCUGUGAACACUGUAGGUUCAUGCAAUAUGUUGCAGUGAUGUGCUAUUAGUAUUUUGUAUCAUUUAAAUGUUACCGAUCAUACAAACGUGUGUACUCUUGUGCUAAAGCUGCUCAUAUUGGGAGGAUUACCUAGAUGGCAGCUUAAAGGGGUUGUCACAGUUAUAUAAAAAAAAAUAUAUAUAUAUUGCACUGUAAAUCUGAUAGUAAGCAAUAUAUAAAUAAGCUAAGCAAGUUUUGGGCAAAAAAAAUGUAUUUCCUCAUUUUCUUCUUGCCCUUUGUUUACCAGCAAUAACAACAAUCUCUGCCCCUCCCCCUGCUCUGCAAAGGGAGUGAAUACAAGUGCUGCCCUGAGUGACAUGUCUGGCUGCUGGGAUCCUUAGCAGCAUGUUGUAUGUGUCAGACUGCAAGUCCCAGCUGUACAAUGACACUGCUGAUACACACAGGAUCUUCACCCUACUACUUGUUCUUGUGCAAUUCUCUGCAGAACUCCUCCAGUCUGUCAGCUUUGUGCCUGCAGGACGAGAAGGGAAGAUCCCGUACCCAGCAUUUGUCUCUUCACUGCCUGCAGCUGCUCAGCAAAGUCUCAAGCCCUGAGUCUGUGCUACUGAUGGUAGAAGGGGUUAAACUUUCCUGAAGAAUCCAGUGGGAGGGAGACACAGUGGGAGAGAGCAGCAGCUCAGCCAGUGCAGGGGGCAAGGCCAGCACAGUGAAGUCUGGUGCACAGACACAGACCUGCUCCCCAGGCUUGUGUACAAAACAUCUUUAGAGCAGCGAGAGAAUAUCCCACUGCUCAUGAUAACAUAAGUAAAAAAAAGAAAGGGAAAAGUCCAUUAAAACAGGGAAAUAUUGCCCCAGGCUAAUUAAUCAUGUACAAGAAAUGCAUGAGGGGAUCCAGAUUGUCUGAAGUUUUCUGGUAUAGAGUUUGUACCCAACCCCCUGCAAGGAGGUGAUAGACACCUCCUACUUCUGCAAAAAGAAGCAAGGUGGAUAAUCCGCACCAGGGCUUUAGGUCCACUGGGUCUGAAUUAUAAAAAUGACCUGGGCGUAUUCCUUUGAUAAUUGCGCAUAUUGAUACAUUGCUUGUUUUUAACAGUUUUUAUAUAAAUGAGUUGUUAUAACGAAACAUGACGUAAAAAAUCUGUAUGUUAUAUCUCCAUGGCAAUUAUGCCAGGAAAUAUAAAUGAGCACUUUGAUGUAAUCACGUCAGUGGCCAGAAGAAGCGCAAUUAGCGCCAAAUGGGUAUCGCUACUCUGAGCUGCAGGAAAGAUUGUCCGCCCCUGCCAUUUAUGUAUUGUCUGCUGUAGACUAAUAAAGGAAUUGUUUUCUACUAAUGGUAAA